Eleginops maclovinus (Patagonian blennie) is the source of this 2515-nucleotide messenger RNA. Its product is annotated as gap junction alpha-9 protein-like. The transcript has 2 exons. The record is from RefSeq and is a predicted model, not a curated record. Gene Ontology annotation, molecular function: gap junction channel activity. The coding region runs from base 135 to 1634 and encodes 499 amino acids. Gene Ontology annotation, biological process: cell-cell signaling. Gene Ontology annotation, cellular component: connexin complex. Lineage: Eukaryota; Metazoa; Chordata; Actinopteri; Perciformes; Eleginopidae.
GGAGGCUGUCAUGCUGUUUUUACGAUCCAGAAAAUAGAAGAUGUGCUCGUAGGAUAGUGUUCAACAGCAUCAGCAGCAAAGACCUCUAUUGUUACAUUUCACAUUCAAAAUGAUAGAACUGCUAAUGUAAAAGAAUGGGAGACUGGAACUUCCUCGGGGGGAUUUUGGAGGAGGUGCACAUCCACUCCACCAUGGUCGGCAAGAUCUGGCUGACCAUCCUCUUCAUAUUCCGGAUGUUGGUGCUCGGUGUGGCGGCGGAGGACGUUUGGAACGACGAGCAGUCGGACUUCAUCUGCAACACGGACCAACCCGGCUGUCGAAACGUCUGCUACGACCAGGCCUUCCCCAUCUCCCUCAUCCGCUACUGGGUGCUGCAGGUCAUCUUUGUGUCCUCGCCCUCCCUGGUGUACAUGGGCCACGCCAUCUACCAGCUGCGAGCUCUGGAGAAGGAGCGCCACUGCAAGAAGGUGGCUCUCCGUCGGGAGCUGGAGGCGGUGGACGUGGAGCUGGUGGAGGUGCGGAGGAGGAUUGAGAAGGAGAUGAAGCAGCUGGAGCAGGGGAAGCUCAACAAAGCUCCGCUGAGAGGCUCUCUGCUGUGCACCUACUUGGUCCACAUCAUGACCCGUUCCGUGGUGGAGGUCAGCUUCAUGGUGGUGCAGUACUUUCUGUACGGACACCGCCUGAAGCCUCUGUUCAAGUGUGAGAGGGAGCCAUGUCCAAAUGUGGUGGACUGCUUUGUGUCCAGGCCCACUGAGAAAACUGUGUUCAUGAUUUUCAUGCAGAGUAUCGCCUGCAUCUCCCUCUUCCUCAGCAUUCUGGAGAUCAUGCACCUGGGAUUCAAGAAGCUGAAGAAGGGCAUCCUGUCGUACUACCCUCAUCUGAAAGACGACAUGGACGAUUAUUACGUCGACAAGUCAAAGAAGAACUCAGUCGUGCACCAGGUUUGCAUUGGCACGUCUGCGGGUCGUAAGAGUACCAUUCCAACGGCACCAUGCGGAUACACGUUGCUGUUGGAGAAGCAGGGCAAUGGACCUACCUACCCUCUCCUGAAUGCCUCUUCUGCCUUUAUUCCAAUAAAAGGGGACCCUGGUGCAAAGCCGGACGGCCACAAGGAAGGAAAGGAGGGCGUGCCGAGCCCUACGGAGCAGAAUAGCAAUUCCAACAACACGAGCAGCGAGACGCGUUCCCCUCCUGCAGAUAAACAGGAAGAGCCAGAGGAACCCAACCACGGGGACAUGGAGUGUGCCAGCUCUGAGUACCCCACCCUCCCCGUAGCAGACACUUCCUCCUGCACAGCCCUGUCAGGCAUCGUGAGGAAGUCUCGGAGGGUCAGUCCACCGUGGAACUGCUCCACUCUGGUGGAGGGGAAUGGCUCGGACAGUGACUCCUACCACGGGAACAACAGCAGCGUGAAGCUCCGCAGCAGCUGCGUGGGACCCCGAGCCAGGAUGCUCUCCAAAUCAGACAUUAAGAGGCCGAGCAGGUCUCAAAGCCCGGACUCUGCGGGGGAGCUCAGCUCAGUAUCCCGACACAGCAGGGAGAGUAACAGUCCCCCCGCCUCCUCUCCAAACCGUAGAGUAUCAGCGGCCAGCAGUGGCAGCAGCAGAAGAGCUCCAACUGAUCUGCAGAUAUAAACAGUUUGCGCCGACAUGACGACACAAACUAUCAAUAAGUCACGUGUGGAUGCAAGUUGUUUGAUCACUAUAUUCCUGCAGUUUUCACAGAAGUUCUUUGAGCGCACAAGAUUGUUGUUUUUUGCCACUAGGGAUCUCUCGCUCAAAAACUAGUUUGGUUGUGAAGUAUCGCAGGGUUCAUGGGAGUUGAUUUCUUCUCCAACAUUGCAAUCAUUGCAGUGAGCUCCUCACGAAUAGGAUUUGGCUAUUUUUCCUUGUUCUGGAGGUGUUCAAGGGAAGCCCAAUUAUCCACAGAGCUUUCCUGUUGUUCAGAACAAACGGACCCAAUGAGAAAAAACCAUACUAAUAAACAGUCUCAUGUAAAAAUCUUUAUUUGUAGUUUCUAUAGUUAUGUUUGAUGCAGUGGCGGUUGUAGACUCAUUUUAUUGGUGGGGGGAGGCAUGAUGAGGCCAAUAAUUUCAUGAGAGGAGCACAUUUAAUGCAAAAAAGGGAUUACGACACCAUUGCAGAUGUGGAAAAGGACGUAACCUUGGAAAAAAAUACGGAUUUCUCUAGGAUUCAAAAUGACUGAAAGCAUGGGUGAUCUUUUAAGUAAACUACCAAACAUUGUAAUGUGGGAAUGUUAUGUAUACACCUCUGAGAGACAUUAAACAAGUGCAAGAAAAAAAGCCUUUUUUGCCAAUUUAGGAGAUUGCAAUUACUAAACCAAUGAAAAGCCUUUACAUUUUGGGUCAGAUUACAAUGGAAUAUUAUGUUUUGUUACUUCAACAUGUCUGUUAUAGAAUAGAAUAGAAUUACUUUAUUGAUCCCAAUUUGGGAAAUGUUUAUGUUGCAGCAGCAUAAAAACAAGGCAAUAUAGUUACAAUACAAAAUGUAUAUAC